Molecule: messenger RNA, 3435 nt
Organism: Ipomoea triloba (trilobed morning glory)
Lineage: Eukaryota; Viridiplantae; Streptophyta; Magnoliopsida; Solanales; Convolvulaceae
Product: probable LRR receptor-like serine/threonine-protein kinase At1g74360
Exons: 3
Coding region: 12-3326 (1104 amino acids)
Biological process (GO): protein phosphorylation; hormone-mediated signaling pathway
Cellular component (GO): plasma membrane
Molecular function (GO): ATP binding; protein binding; protein kinase activity
Source: RefSeq, a predicted model, not a curated record
AAGUACAGAGGAUGAAGAAGAAAGAGUGGCUGUUCGAGAUCAUGUCGGAAGAUCAAGAAAGUUGUAAUCUUUUUCGUGUCGGGUUAAUCAGUUUCUUGCUGUUAAUUACAGGGAGUCUUGUCGGCGGAGAUUCACUGGGGACUGAUAAGCAAGUGCUGCUCAGCUUGAAGACAUUUCUUGAGGGUCAGAAUCGUGUAAACAGAGGAUCAAAGUAUACGCUAUGGAAUUCCACGGAUGAAUCGCCGUGUAAAUGGCCGGGAAUUUCCUGUGACGGCGUGGGGAAUCGAGUCACCGGCGUUAAUCUCUCCGGGGAUAACCUGGCCGGGAAAAUUUUCGACAACUUCUCGGCGUUAACCGGCCUGACAUACCUCGACCUGUCGAAGAACACACUCGAAAACGCCGUUCCGGCGGAUUUGGGCACGUGUCGGAGCCUCAGAUUCUUAAACUUGUCGCACAACAUCAUUGAUGGAGAGCUCAAUCUGACAGGGCUGUAUAGCUUGGAGAUUCUUGAUUUGUCGAUGAACAGACUUGGAGGUGAAAUCUGGCCGGUUUUCCCCGGAAUUUGCAACAAUUUGGUGGUUAUGAACAUUUCCAACAAUGGAUUCUCCGGCGAGAUUGGAAACGCCUUUGCCAGGUGUAGCAAUUUGGAGUAUCUUGAUCUCAGCACCAACAAUCUCUCCGGCGGAUUGCCGUUCGGGAUUGAUAAGCUGAGAGGGUUUUCUGUGGGGCAGAACAACAUUUCCGGGGAGCUGCCUUCUUGGAUUUUCAGGCAAAAUUGCAGCUUGCAGGCCCUGGAUUUGUCGGAAAACAAAUUCUCAGGCGAGUUGCCGAAGGAGAUUUCUUAUUGCAAGGAUUUAAGUAUGCUGAACUUGUGGGGAAACAGCUUCUCAGGGCUUAUUCCUGAGGAAAUUGGAUUCAUCCAGGGCCUGGAAACAUUGUACCUGGGAAACAACAAGUUUUCAAGUUCGAUUCCAGAUACUCUGUCCGGCCUGAAAAACUUACUCUAUCUAGACCUCAGCAAGAACGGGUUUGGAGGCGAAAUUCAAGAAAUUUUCGGGCGAUUCACACAGGUAAAAUUCCUACUCCUAAAUGGGAAUGCUUAUACUGGAGGGAUCAUCUCUUCAGGAAUUCCCAACCUGGCUAACCUGUCUCGGUUGGAUCUUAGCGAAAACAGCUUCUCGGGUCCAUUGCCAGCCGAGAUUUCUCAAAUGACUAACUUGAAGUUCUUAAUUCUUGCCUUCAACCACUUCACUGGAACCAUACCUUCAGAAUAUGGGAGUUUUCCUGUAAUCCAAGCCCUCGAUCUGUCCUUCAACAGCCUUUCGGGGUCUAUCCCGCAAAGCCUGGGGAGAUUAGCCUCACUUUUGUGGUUAACCCUAGCAAGCAAUUCACUGACAGGUGAAAUCCCAGGGGAAUUAGGGAAUUGCAGCAGCCUGCUAUGGCUAAAUCUCGAAAACAAUCGCCUUUCUGGUUCCAUUCCAGCCGAGUUAGCAAACAUUGGCUCGAAUCCAAUGCCAACGUUCUUGCUUAACCGGGACGAAGAUAAGAUCAUCCCCAGUUCAUCUGGAGAGUGUCAAAUCAUGAAAAGAUGGAUUCCAGCUGAUUAUCCCCCAUUCAGCUUUGUAUAUCCUCUGCUGACAGGGAAAAAAUGCAGAAGCCUCUGGGACAAACUCCUAAAAGGCUAUGGCCUGUUUCAAUUUUGUGGGGCAGGGAUUAACGUUCGGACUUUCCAGAUUUCAGGAUAUGUACAACUUUGUAACAACAAAUUAUCCGGUUUGGUCCCUCCAGAAAUCGGUAAAAUGCAGAGUUUUAGCAUGCUGCAUAUAGGGUAUAACAAUUUCCAUGGAAAAUUCCCUUCCGAAAUUGGCAAAAUGCCUCUAGUAGUACUCAACGUGACACAGAACAAAUUCUCCGGCCAAAUUCCGCCGCAGAUUGGGAACAUGAAGUGCCUGCUGAAUCUUGAUUUAUCCCACAACAAUUUCUCCGGCCAAUUUCCGACCAGCCUCAACAACUUGACUGAUCUCAACAAGUUCAAUAUCUCUUACAACCCUUAUAUCUAUGGCGUCAUACCCCCAAUCGGACAACUAGCCACGUUCGAAAAAUCAUCUUUUCUUGGAGACCCAUUGCUAAAUCUUCCAUCUUUCAUUGAUAACUCCACAGAAAAUCAGCCCGAUAAGCACGAAAACCCGAAAAAGACAACAAAUUUAGGCACAUUCUUGGUUUUUGCAGCUCUAGUAUUGGCUUUUAUAGUGUGUGGAGUUAUCUUCUUUGUAGUAUGCUUGGUUGUGAAGGAGACGUCGGAGAAGUCUCCGGCGGACUAUUUGUUAGAAGAUACAAAGAUUCGGCAUGAUUCGAGCUCCCCCGACGGUUCAUCAUCGCCGUGGUUCCCAAGCGCCGUUAAGGUUAUCCGUCUAGACAAGAAAUUUUUCACGCAUUCGGACAUCGUGAACGCGACAGGGAAUUUCUCGGCCGACAGGAUUGUCGGGCGGGGAGGAUUCGGGACUGUGUACCGUGGGGUGUUGCCGGACGGGAGAGAAGUGGCGGUGAAGAAGCUGCAGAGGGAAGGGAUUGAAGGGGAAAGAGAGUUCAUGGCUGAAAUGGAAGUUUUAAGUGGGAACGGUUUCGGGUGGCCGCAUCCAAACCUCGUAACACUCUACGGAUGGUGCCUCGACGGCUCCGAAAAGCUGCUGGUCUAUGAAUUCAUGGGAGGUGGAAGCUUGGAGGAUAUGAUCACAGACAGGGUGAAGUUUUCAUGGAAGAAACGAAUCAAAGCCGCCAUUGAUGUCGCAAAAGCUUUAGUCUUUUUGCACCACGAGUGUCACCCCUGCAUCGUCCACCGCGACGUCAAGGCCAGCAAUGUUCUCCUAGACAGGGACGGCGGGGCACGCGUGACGGAUUUCGGGCUGGCAAGAUUCAUGGAUUCGUCGAAAACCCACGUCAGCACGAUGAUGGCGGGGACGGUCGGGUACGUGGCGCCGGAGUACGGGCAGACGUGGCAGGCGACAACAAGGGGAGACGUGUACAGCUACGGGGUGCUAGCGAUGGAGCUAGCGACGGGGAGGCGGGCGGUGGACGGAGGGGAAGAGUGUUUGCUAGAAUGGGCGCGGCGCGUGAUGGGAGACGGGCGGCAAGGGUUUAGCAGUAGGGGCGUGAUUCCGGUGGCGCUUUUGGUGUCGGGACUGGCGGACGGGGCGGAGGAGAUGUGUGAGUUGCUGAGAAUUGGGAUAAGGUGCACGGCGGAGACGCCGUGUUUAAGGCCUAACAUGAAGGAGGUUCUUAAUAUGCUGCUCAGGAUUAAAUUUGCAGAUCAUCAUCAUGGAUCUUAGCUUCUUCUCCUCUAUAUUAGUUAUAGGAAAAUUUGAUUUGCAUCAAUUCAAUCAUGUAAUCACCUAGCUGAAAUUAACAUUCAAUUGUUUAGAAUGUGAAUUCAAAUUU